Rhinichthys klamathensis goyatoka is the source of this 9187-nucleotide messenger RNA. It is a transcript of the gene kif1aa, whose product is annotated as kinesin family member 1Aa. The coding region runs from base 352 to 6087 and encodes 1911 amino acids. The transcript has 52 exons. Gene Ontology annotation, biological process: microtubule-based movement. Gene Ontology annotation, molecular function: microtubule motor activity; ATP binding; microtubule binding. Lineage: Eukaryota; Metazoa; Chordata; Actinopteri; Cypriniformes; Leuciscidae. The record is from RefSeq and is a predicted model, not a curated record.
UGUCACUGGUUCACUCAGUCUCAGCAUCACCAGCAGAGCCAUUUUGGCUUCUACAUUACAGGGCACUCAAAGAUCUCUCCUCCAAGUAGCCUCCCUCCUUACAAGCAGGCCUCAACGGGCAUCCAGAACAAAUAAAGGAUCCUUUGUUAAACAAGAGGGAAAAGCAGAUUGUGUUUGACAUAUCAGAGGAAGAGCUCAAGAAAAAGAUUUUGAGAAGCCAGCGCAAGAGACAGUAGUUGGAGCUGAUCUGUAGAGUCAAUAGCUGAGAGCAUCAGAGGGUCUCCAUUGGAAAGGUGUGAGCACUGACCUGGGCUUUUAAAGGAGUGCUCUCAGCACACACACAGAGGCACCAUGGCAGGGGCCUCGGUGAAGGUGGCGGUGAGAGUUCGGCCCUUCAACUCUCGUGAAAUCGGUAAAGAUUCCAAGUGCAUCAUCCAGAUGUCAGGAAACACAACCACCAUCAUCAACCCCAAAGCACCCAAAGAAAACAAAAGCUUCAAUUUCGAUUACUCCUACUGGUCACAUACCUCGCCAGAAGAUAUCAACUUUGCCUCCCAGCAGCAGGUGUACAGAGACAUUGGAGAGGAGAUGUUACUUCAUGCCUUUGAGGGCUACAAUGUCUGUAUUUUUGCAUACGGUCAGACCGGUGCCGGUAAAUCCUAUACCAUGAUGGGCAAACAGGAGAAGGACCAGCAGGGGAUCAUUCCACUGCUGUGCGAGGACCUUUUCACCAAGUUUAAUGACAACAAUACUGAUAACAACAUGUCCUAUUCUGUGGAGGUUAGUUAUAUGGAGAUUUAUUGCGAGAGGGUACGAGAUCUUCUGAACCCCAAAAACAAAGGAAAUCUGCGUGUGCGAGAGCACCCAUUACUGGGCCCAUAUGUAGAAGAUCUGUCCAAACUCGCUGUCACAUCAUAUAAUGACAUUCAAGACCUGAUGGACUCAGGGAAUAAGGCUAGGACAGUAGCUGCCACUAACAUGAAUGAGACCAGUAGCCGUUCUCACGCUGUCUUCAACAUCAUCUUCACCCAGAAGCGGCAUGACUCGGAAACAGAUAACACUUCAGAAAAGGUCAGCAAAAUCAGUCUGGUGGAUUUAGCGGGCAGUGAGAGAGCAGACUCCACUGGAGCCAAAGGCACACGGCUCAAGGAAGGGGCAAACAUCAAUAAAUCACUCACUACCCUGGGAAAAGUCAUUUCAGCUCUGGCUGAGGUGGAUUCUGGCUUAAACAAGAACAAAAAGAAGAAGAAAGUGGAAAAUUUUAUUCCUUAUAGGGAUUCGGUACUGACCUGGCUACUGAGAGAGAACCUUGGUGGCAACUCUCGCACUGCAAUGGUGGCCGCUCUGAGUCCAGCCGACAUCAACUAUGAUGAAACCCUCAGCACUCUCAGGUAUGCGGACAGGGCUAAACAGAUCCGUUGUAAUGCUGUGAUCAAUGAAGAUCCUAAUAACCGUCUGGUGCGUGAACUGAAAGAAGAGGUGGGACGUCUGAAGGACCUCCUCUAUGCCCAGGGCCUGGGUGACAUCAUUGAGACGUUUCGGGGGCCAGUUGAAGAUUUUGCUGGUUUGAAAUACAUAUCCGAUUACAAGAACAAUAACAAUAGUGGCCAAGAUGUCAAUCAAAGAGGUGAUCUCUCCACAGUGACCAAUGCUAUGACUGGGAUGAGCCCCUCUCCAUCUCUCUCCGCCCUGUCCAGCCGGGCUGGUUCCAUCAGCAGCUUGCACGAUCGCAUCAUGUUCAGCCCAGGGAGCGAGGAAGCCAUUGAGAGACUCAAGGAAACGGAGAAAAUCAUUGCUGAGCUCAAUGAAACGUGGGAAGAGAAGCUUCGCCGUACAGAAGCCAUCAGAAUGGACAGAGAAGCACUGCUGGCUGAGAUGGGUGUGGCCAUGCGUGAGGAUGGAGGAACUGUUGGAGUCUUUUCACCAAAGAAGACACCCCACCUGGUGAACCUGAAUGAAGAUCCUUUGAUGUCUGAGUGUCUCCUAUAUUACAUCAAAGAUGGAAUUACUAGGGUGGGGAGAGAAGAUGCCAGCAGUAGACAGGACAUUGUUUUGAGUGGUCACUUCAUCAAAGAGGAACACUGCACUUUCACCAGCACCACUGGGCCAAUGGGAGAAGCUGUCAUUCUCGAGCCGUGUGAGGGAGCAGAAACGUAUGUAAAUGGGAAGAGAGUAACAGAACCCACUGUUCUCAGAUCAGGGAACCGAAUCAUUUUGGGCAAGAGCCAUGUUUUCCGCUUCAACCAUCCAGAGCAGGCUCGUCAGGAACGUGAGCGCACCCCCUGCUCUGAGACCCCAAUGGAGCCUGUAGACUGGGCCUUUGCUCAGAGAGAACUCCUGGACAAACAGGGCAUUGAUAUGAAACAGGAAAUGGAUCAGAGACUGCAGGAACUUGAGGAUCAGUAUCGCAAGGAGAGAGAAGAGGCCAACAAUCUAUUGGAGCAACAGAGAUUAGACUAUGAGAGCAGGCUAGAAGCACUGCAGAAGCAGGUAAAUCGUUGUUACCCUGAUGUAGCAGAGGAAGAUGAAGAACCUGAGGAGGAAGUGCAAUGGACUGAGAGGGAGACAGAACUGGCGUUGUGGGCUUUCCGUAAAUGGAGAUGUUAUCAGUUCACAUCUCUAAGAGACAUGCUUUGGGGCAAUGCCAUCUUCCUCAAGGAGGCCAAUGCCAUUAGCGUCGAGCUAAAGAAGAAGGUUCAGUUUCAGUUUGUUUUAUUGACGGACACACUUUACUCUCCACUUCCGCCUGACCUGUUACCACCUGAGGCUGCUAAAGACAGGGAGAAGAGCCCGUUCCCUCGCACCAUUGUGGCCGUAGAAGUCCAAGAUCAGAAAAAUGGAGCCACACAUUACUGGACCCUGGAGAAGCUUAGGCAGAGGUUGGAUCUGAUGAGGGAGAUGUAUGAUCGUGCUGCUGAGGUGCCCAGCAAUGCUCUUGAAGACUGUGACAGUGUGUUGACUGGAGGCGACCCCUUCUACGACCGGUUUCCCUGGUUCCGUCUGGUUGGAAGAAACCCCCUUUUCUCCACAUGCCUUAGUGAGCAAGCGAGCGACUCUAACUCCUCCCCCACCCCCUCUGAGCCCACAUCAACCUCUGAACUCACUGAGCUGGUCCAGUCAUGGCCGGACAAGAAGGUGGGGACAGAUUUGGAUGACUUGGACGAUGAUUUCUUGUUGGAUGACCCAUACUCGGAUUUAGAGGAGGAGGAGGGGGAGGAUGAUGAUGAUGAUGAUGAUGAUGAUGAGGGAGAGCUCUGCAGAAGCUCCAGCAAGACUGAGGACCCGUUUUAUGAUCGCUCGCCAUUGUUCAGUGUAUUGGGAAGGGCUUUUGUGUAUUUGAGUAAUCUGCUCUAUCCUGUGCCCCUGGUACAUCGGGUUGCCAUUGUCAAUGAGAAGGGAGAGGUCAAAGGUUUCCUCAGAGUAGCUGUACAAGCAAUAUCAGGUGCUCUGGUUUUUCCUCCAGCUGAUGAAGAGGCACCAGACUAUGGCUCUAGUGUCCGACAGUCAGGCACUGCCAAGAUUUCUUUUGAGGACCAACAGUUUGAGAAGUUCCAGUCAGAGUCCUGUACUUCUGGUCUUUCCUGUGCUGGUGUUUCUCAGGAAGAGCUCCGAAUUGUGGAGGGUGAGGGCCAGAAUGCAGAGAUGGGACUCUCAGCAGAUGAAGUCAACAAUAAUACCUGUGCAGUUAACCCAGAAGAGUUGGACAGCCCUGUAAAAACAGGUUUUGAUGGCAUACUGGACGGCGCUCUGGAUCACUUGAGGAUUGGAGAAGUCUUCACAUUCAGAGUUACUGUGCUGCAGGCAUCAAGCAUAUCCGCAGAGUACGCAGACAUAUUCUGCCAGUUCAAUUUUAUUCACAGGCACGAUGAAGCGUUUUCCACAGAGCCGUUGAAGAACACUGGACGUGGUCCACCACUUGGCUUCUAUCAUGUGCAGAAUAUUGCCGUGGAAGUGACUAAAUCCUUUAUAGAGUACAUAAAGACUCAGCCGAUUGUGUUUGAAGUCUUUGGACAUUACCAGAAGCAGCCUUUCCCUGCGCUCUGCAAGGAUCUCAUUAGUCCAUUGCGCCCAUGUAGACGGCAGUUCCCGAGAGUCAUGCCUCUUUCCAAACCAGCCGCAGAUAACGACACCCCUCCUGAUCGAGAGAAGAACAUGGACCUGAUUCGCUUCCUGUUGCCAGAGGUCUUCAAUGGGGCUCUGGUGGACUCGCUGUCAAGCCACGCCCUCAAUGCAGCAGGCGUGGCUGUUUCCUACCUCCUUGAGGGGGAGGAGCAAGCCAGACUGCCGGCCCCGCCCAUGUCUAUCUGUUCAGUAAUAAAAGCGCAGAAGCCGGUACCUGCCACCAAACUGACAGCUCUCACACGACCCACAGCAGGACCGUGCCACUGUAAAUACGACCUGAUGGUCCUCUUUGAAAUCUGUGAGCUAGAGGCCAAUGGAGACUAUAUCCCAGCCGUAGUGGACCACCGGGUUGGCAUGCCCUGCCAUGGCACAUUCAUGUUACAUCAGGGCAUCCAAAGGAGAGUUACAGUCACCAUAGUACAUGAGUCAGGAAGAGAUAUCGAGUGGAAGGAAGUGCGAGAGCUGGUUGUAGGGCGCAUCCGGAACACACCUGAAGCAGAUGAGGCGAUCAUCGACCCCAAUAUUCUCUCUCUCAACAUACUGUCUGCAGGAUACAUUCGACCCACACAAGAUGACAGACAGUUUCUUGAUUCGGACAUGCCUAGCAUUUCCUUGGGGACUGAUUCUAGGACAUUCUUCCGUUUUGAUGCUGCUUGGGAUUCAUCCAUGCACAACUCUUUGCUGCUAAACCGUGUCACUCCUUAUGGAGAGAAAAUCUACAUGACUCUGUCUGCUUACUUGGAGAUGAAGAACUGCACACAGCCCACAGUGAUAACCAAAGACUUAUGCAUGGUGUUCUACUCGCGAGACGCCAAGCUCCCGGCAUCUCGCUCCAUCAGAAACCUCUUCAGCAGUGGCACCUUGAGGCCAUCUGAAGGAAACCGUGUAACUGGUGUGUAUGAGCUCAGUCUGUGCCACCUGGCUGAUGCAGGGAGCCCAGGAAUGCAAAGACGGCGCAGGAGGGUGCUGGACACGUCGGUGGCGUAUGUGCGAGGGGAGGAGAACCUGGCUGGCUGGAGGCCCCGCAGUGACAGCCUCAUCCUGGACCAUCAGUGGGAGUUGGAGAAAUUGAGCCUCCUGCAGGAGGUGGAGAAAACUAGACACUACCUCCUCCUUAGGGAGAAGCUGGAGUCCACCCUGCUGCUGGGCCAGGAGUCGCUGCUGUCCUGCGGGAGUGAAGAUCUAACCGAGUCCUCUUCCCCAUCCACCCACCUGGGCCUGGGCCACAGCCCCGGCCCCGGCCCCGAAACACCCAACGAGAGGCAGAAGGAGCUGGCUGCAAAGUGUCUGCGUUUGCUUAACCACACCUUUAACAGGGACUACAGCCAUGUGUGUGUUAGCGCCAGUGAGAGCAAGUUGAGUGAGAUGUCAGUAACUCUUUUGAAAGACUCAGCCUCGGUGUGUGCUGAAAGCACUCUCACACCGUCCUCCACAUGUCCAUCUCUUGUGGAGGGACGCUACGGCCACAGCACCGAUCUCAGACCCCCAACACCUCGAUCUCGUGCUGUCAGCCCCAUCCCUGAGUCUGAAACAGAGGGCAUGAAGUCUCCUCAACUGUCCAGAUCAAGGACCCACACUUUCGUGCCAGAUAUUCAGGAAAUCCGUGUCAGCCCAAUUGUGUCAAAGAAAGGUUAUUUGCACUUCCUGGAGCCCCACAGCAAUGGCUGGGUUAAGAGAUAUGUGGUGGUGCGCCGACCUUACGUCUACAUCUACAACACAGAGAGAGACACAGUGGAAAGGGCCAUUCUUAACCUGUCCUCGGCACAAGUGGAGUACAGCGAAGACCAGCAGGCAAUGCUGAAGACCCCCUACACGUUUGCGGUAUGCACAGAGCAUCGUGGGAUACUCCUUCAAGCCAGUAAUGACAAGGAGAUGCAUGACUGGCUGUAUGCCUUUAACCCUUUGCUUGCUGGAUCUAUCAGGUCUAAACUGUCUAGAAGAAGAGCCGGGCAGAUGAGGUUUUGAGCCCACCACAUGUACAACUCUUCGAGGACAAAAAACACUAAGGACUAUACUUGUAAAUAGAUCUACUGACAGAUCCCCCAGUUUCUGUGCUCAAUCAACUCUCUGACCCUCUGUUUCCUUCAUGUGUGUACCUGCACCUGCCCACACUAGCACCAACUGUGCACCUGUAUCUUAAAGGCCCCUUUGUUGUGCAUCUACAGUGGCCUAAAUAUUCAACUUAUAGCGCCAACAGAACAGGCUAACUACUUUUUCGGGUUAGAGAUAGUAUGCUUAUGUAGUCUUCAGCAACAUUUUAGAAAGUUUGAAAAUUCUGAAGCUGUCAGCUCAUGCAAACACAUCUAAAUUUGGUACUGUGAAGAGUGACGUCCAUAUCUUGAGUUUGGUGGGAAAAUGGAUCACAUGGCCUUAUUGUGCUACUCGACUUGCAAGUCUAUGGGUUUAAAGCUGGUCGGUAUUUAAGUCAGCAGGCCAUAUGUUUAUUUAUCUCUUGGCUAUGGAAGAUAUAAUUGAUCAAUGAUAAGCAGUUCUUAGCAAGGAGCAGAUGAAUCACAUCAUAUUACGCUCUUACUCUCUUUAAGUGCAGUUCUUGGACACAGUACAGCCCACCAUAAAUACUCAUAUACCUCUAUAAUGUUUCCCUUGUAAGGCCUUGAAAUGCAGUUUUCAAAAUAAUCAGGACGCAUGAGGAAAAAUUUGGCAAUGGCAAAUGGUUGCAUUCUCAUACCUCUGUAUGAGAACCAUUAUAAAGAUUUGGCCUAUUUUUGUUGGAGUACUGGUCAGUAGAUUUAUCUAAAAUGUAUCAUAAUCCAGUCUAAUAUUUUAUAUAAAAAAUGAUCGGUAUCCCCAAAUUAUCUUAUAUAUGUCUAAUUUAUUUUUAAAAUUUCUAUUAAAGUCUUAUCUAGUUAAGUAUUUAUUUAACAUGUUUUAUUUAUUUCAGCAUGUAUUUAUUGACAAAGACUGUAAUAUUUUUUGAAGAAGUACAGUGCAAUUUCUGCAUAUGACACUUUUUUUUUAUCAUGAGUUGACUAAGCUCCAUUUUGUGACCGCACUGCUCUCAUUCCCCCAACAUGACGAAAUGCAUUUGGGGAACAGGUUAGAAGUGAAUGCUGGGAUAGCUGCUAUAACAUGUAGAUUACUUGAAUUUUACUUUUUAGAUGUUACCUAGUUUUGGUUAAGAAAAAAGUUUUUUUCAGGUUGAGAAAAAUUAUCAUUAUUGCCCAGAAUCCUACAUGAGUGUUUGUACAGUGGUCAGUUUUAGAAAAUGGAAGGUUUAGAAGUUUGUUAGAACAAAUGAAAUGUACAGUACUGAUGGAAUUUUAUAUACUCACCCCAGAGAGUGAUGAGAUAUGAUUUGUGCCUCUUGCAUCAUCUACUCCGCUUUUGUUUUACAAUUUUCAUCAUCCACUUUCAGUACCACCCUUUCUCUUUGUGUGUAUUCAUUCUUGUGCACAGGCAAAAUCAGUUUUAAUUAGUUUUUAGAUAGUUUUCAUAUUGCACAUGCCCAACAUAUGACUAGGUUUUGAGAUUUAUAAGCAUAUUUACUGUAGAUGGUGUAAAUUAUUUUUUCCUCAACUGAUUUUAUUUGCAAAUGAACAAAACAAAUCUACUUAUUCACACCCAGAAACAUUUUUCAUUUCAGGGACAAGUUUCCAUCAUGGACUCCAAAAAUAAGCCCUUCUAUUGUUCCAAACAUCAUUUUGGUCCUAUUUUUUGUGAUUAAAAUCAUAUAAAAUAUGUGAGGAGCUGAUAUAUGGCAACACGAUACGUUUCAAACACCAUUUUUUGGUUUUAAAUUUGUCUCAGGACGGAUUGUUGUGCUUAUUUCCAAUAGGCAAACCCCCUCAAAAACAGGAAACCAUCUGAGCUGAGAUCGCUGAUAGUUGUUCAACUUCAGCCGAACUACAUUUUAUGGAAUAUGAAACAACAUUUUUGAGUUAUAUAAUACCAGCAGCUGUGAUUUAGACACUUUUUGUGACAAAGCAUUUGCUAGCAGGUGGAGUCCUGUGGGCCAUACCUUGACUUGGGCAGUUACUGGAGCAGAGCUCAUGCUUUUCAGAUGGCUUAUAAUGUGAGAUGAUUGGAUGAUCCUGCAAAUUGCCUAACUAACACAAGCCUUUCACCCAUACUUGCAUGUUCAGUGCAUAGAUCAAUUGUUUGCAAAUCACCCGAGGUUCCUCCAGGGCAGCACGAUUCAGGCACAUGUGUAUGACUGAGGCCAGCCAACCUACAGCACAUGCUCAGUACAGCAAGAAUCUGAAACCCUGAACAAACCUCUACUGAAAGCCUUGAUAUGUUUAUGAAUUCUACACUUCUAAUUCCAAAAAAUCAGUUACUAAUAUGGGUGUUUAGGAUGGUAUUCUGUUUCUGUGAGUAAAAGCAGAAAGCAUAUCCCUGAUAUGAUUCUCAAACCCUGAAGGUUCUCUGUUCAUGCACCUUUUCCUUUUUCCAUAAUACUGUAUGUCAAUCAGCUUCACUUUACUUUCAUGACCAGUUCAGAGUAAAUAUAAACAAUGCCACUACCUUUAUAAACAAGUGCAUAUGUUAAUAGUAAUAGCAGGUGUGUCAAUAAAAUUAUUUAAAAAAAUAUAUAGUUAAACUAAUCACUUUCAGUUUUAGUACAUACUGUACAAGCAAAUGUAAAUUGUCUUAGUUUUUGUCUGUGCACCUUGUAGAAAGUAAUGCAGAGAGCUGGAUUGUACAUGUUAUAGCCUGUCCUAUACCAUUUCUACUAGCAAUUUCCAUAAAACGUCGCAUUAUCAUGUUUCCAAGCUAAAAACAUUGCAUCGAUUUUACCACCUCCCAAAGUAUAAGAAUGAAUCCGUUCUCAUAAUCGACACCAAAUAUAUGUGUGCUUCCAUUCGCCUCUUAUGCACAGACUCCAUUCAUGAGCAUUCUUUUUCUGUCGUUUUCGCAGUUUUACUUGCCUUGUAUAUAAACAUGAUUGCUGUGAAUGGUGUAAUAUGCAGUUGUAACCGGUUUGUACCAUCUUCAGUGGGCAGUAGUUCAGUGUCUCUUUCUGAGUGUUGGAAUUAUGAGUCAAAUGUUUGUGUACACUUAACACAUUGUCAGAUAUGAAAUAAAUGUGGAACUUAUGCAACAC